Messenger RNA from Brettanomyces nanus, 1488 nucleotides. RefSeq lists its product as uncharacterized. Gene Ontology annotation, biological process: transmembrane transport; monoatomic cation transport. The record is from RefSeq and is a predicted model, not a curated record. Gene Ontology annotation, cellular component: membrane. Gene Ontology annotation, molecular function: monoatomic cation transmembrane transporter activity. The coding region runs from base 1 to 1488 and encodes 495 amino acids. The transcript has a single exon. Lineage: Eukaryota; Fungi; Ascomycota; Pichiomycetes; Pichiales; Pichiaceae.
AUGCUUCAUAUUGCCGCAUCCAGAUGCUUGGGGCUUCGGAUGGGUCCAGCAUGUGUGAAAUGUUCCAGCAGGCUAUCCUAUAGAUACUUCAGUACAGUCAGAAUAGCUUAUCAGGAGCAUGCACAUGGACAUACUCAUAGCCACAGCCAUAUGGCACCGGCCAGCUUCCAUACACACGAGGAUUCUGAAAUCACCCCAGAUGAGGCCUCUCAAAACAUUUACAUGCUGGAAAGGUCGGACUCGGGAAAGUACACGCUGUGGAAUAAAGUGAAAGACUUUUUCAAUCCUCACAAACCCAUCAACCAGAUCCUGGGCCAUUCGCAUUCGCAUUCUGGCUCUUCCUCCCACCACAGUCAUACCCACGCUUCUGCCGCCGAAACUGUAGAAUUAUACGACCCUGCAAAAUUGACUAGCAAGGGAGUGCGAAUCACGUGGAUUGGGUUCUUCGUCAACUCUUCGAUGGCCGUUUCGAAGUUGAUUGGAGGUGUAUAUUUCCACUCUCAGGCUUUACUAGCUGAUUCCAUUCACUCCUUUAGCGACCUAAUUUCCGAUGUUUUGACUCUUUCUACUGUGAGAUUCACCAAUAAGAAGCCUAAUAUCUUGUAUCCGUUGGGUUACGGUAAGGUGGAGACCUUUGGUUCGCUACUGGUGUCCUCUAUCUUACUUUAUGCAGGUCUUCAAAUUGGUUUCGGUUCUUUUUUCAGUAUUAUCGGUCCUAUACUUCCCGCUGGAGCUUCUGAAGUGAUAGAAUAUCUUCCAUUCCACAUCCACAGCCAUGGUGUCGAGGGCCUCGGUGGUAGUGCGGUGGCUGAUAGCUUACAGACGGCUGAUAUCAAUGCUGCGUGGUUGGCAUUGGCCUGUAUAAUUGCAAAAGAAUGGCUUUUCCGGGCUACCAGUAAAGUUGGCGAGGAAAUGAACUCAAAAGUGUUGAUAGCUAAUGCUUGGCACCAUAGGGUGGACUCCUUAACGUCAAUGGUGGCUCUUGUUACUAUUUCGGGUGGUUACUUCCUUAAUGUCUACUGGAUGGACUCUGUGGGAGGAUUAAUUGUCUCUAUGUUGGUGAUGAAAGUUGGUAUUUCCGGCGUUUUCCAGUCUUUUAAAGAACUAAUUGACAAGGCAAUGCCUCGAGAUGAUCAGAGAUAUAUGGAUUUGGAAGAUGCAGUCAACGUUCAGUUGAUGAAACAGGACAGAAACAUCUUGAUCAAGGAAUUGGCUAUUCUUCCUUCUGGUACCAAUAUGAAUGUUGUGUUGAAAUUGGGAGUUAGUGAGUUCAAUGAAAAGUACGAAAGUGCUUUAACGUUGGACAAAAUGGGUAAGGUCGCCGAGGCUUUGAAAGCUGAUAUUACUACCGAUUUCCGUAAUGUGAAGAAUGUCUCUGUGCAAUUCAUCUCUACUAGCGAGAUGAAGGAGUUACCAGAGGAAGAGCAGAUAGAAGACGAUAAGAAGGAGAAGAAGAUGGAGGCGGAGAAGAAGGAUAAGCUAAAUUGA